UACAGAAGAAGAAGAACACCCUAUAUGAAUGGGACGUGUCACGUGUCGCGUGGUGCUGCCGUCGCGCCGGUGAACGGCGAUCCCGUGUGCAUGUUUUUUUUUUACCCGCACUCGAUCUUUAAAUCGCAAGUUCGCCGUGCGUUUCGCUCGACGGCUGUCGCGACUAAUUUUGGCAUGAGAUUUUAACGCGGCAGCCACGAAAAGGGAGGGCAGAGAUACGCCGACGAGAUAAUGGGCACUGUCCACGCUAAGGAAUCCAGUAAUCCUUUAGGCUUGGGUCAAUUACCUAAGGACGUCUCCGCAAACAAACGCGAUGAUCCAAAUGACAACUUUCCACCAUUUUCCGAUGACAAAUCACAGUUACACAGGGAAGAGGAGAACGUACAGACGAAUAGUAUUGUACUGCAGGAGGUAGAGGCACGAGUCGACAAGAUACACGUGGACGGACUUGUACGAACGAAAGACGACAUAAUCAAGUCGCAGGUGACUGACUUGUUUAAAGCUCGAAACUUUGAGGAUGUUAUUAUACGCGCUUAUAAGGUGCGGGAGAGGCUGGACGCGCUGGGGUGUUUUAGGAACAUCGGAAUUUACAUCGACACCAGUCAAGGACCCGACGCCACCCCCGACGGCGUAGAAGUGACUUUUAAGGUGCGCGAAAUGAGACGCCUGGUCGGCGGUAUCAGCACGAUGGUCGGGAACAACGAGGGGUCCCUGAUCAUCGGCGCGAGGGCGCCGAAUCUGUUCGGCAGGGCGGAGCGUGUCCAGAUGGAAUAUUCACACGGUAACAAAAGUUCGAUCAACUUCAAUGUAUCCGCCAUUAAACCAUUUCCGCAGAGCUUGUACAACGCAGUAUUAACCAGCACCGUGUUCAGCACGACGCACGACUUCCCGUGGUCCGGCUUCAAGCAGAACGACAAGGGGCUGCUGCUCGACAUGGAGCUAAAUCAGACGGACACCUCCAAGCACAAUGUACAGUACGAAGCUGCAUUUAGGAACAUCAGUUGCUCAAAACAGGCGGCUUUUCGCAUACGGGAGCAGUGCGGGCCGAAUUUGAAGUCCGCGCUGAGGUACAUCUGGACGAUAGACAAGAGGGACUCGCCUAUAUUCCCCGUUACCGGCAGCCUCAUGCGAUUGACGACGGAAAUGGCUGGCCUGGGCGGCGAUAUCGGUUUCUUAAAGAACGAACUUGCCAUACAGACCAACUGGUCGCCUCACGAGUACGUUACAUUCCAGCUGGGCCUUCAGUCCGGGCUGUUGAAUACAAUCAGCAACGACAUGAAGAUAAGUAUCGCCGAUCAUUUCUUCCUGGGCGGCCCGCUGAAUCUACGCGGAUUCGACAUGCGGGGGUGCGGGCCCCGCUCCGACGGCAACUCGGUGGGCGGCGAGAUGUACUGGGCAGCCGCGCUUCACGUCUACACGCCGCUCCCGUUCAGACCCGGCCGUAACAGCUUCGGGGAUUUGUUUAGGCUGCACGGCUUCAUUAACGGUGGCAAUCUGUCUGAUAUCAAGUUUGCGGACGGUAAUCUGUACAACGAAAACAUGAAGAUUUUCACGGAGAACAUUCGCUGCGCCAUCGGCGGGGGCAUCGCGAUGAAACUAGGAAACAUUGCCCGUAUAGAAUUGAACCUAGUUACACCAUUGUUGUUCAUGAGGAGCGACGUGCUCCAGCAAUUUCAAUUUGGUAUUGGCGUUCAAUACCUCUGAGCAUUUUGUACCUCUCGAUAGUCCUGUAUUUUACGAUGAAUCUAACUGUAAGAAAGAAAUAGAAGGAUUGUAAAUUUAUUUCCGUUACUUGUCCGAAACGAAGUGUACAAUAUUUGCAAUAAAGUAUCUUCGCUGGCCUUUGCGAGCGCGGUGGGAACGACACGUUAUCCGAAACCCGCUUAUCCACAUUGCUAAUCAAACGAGUCACGGCGGAGGAAGAAUUUGCUCUUUCACAUGUACGUUUUGCCAAAAAUUUAAAUAAAAUAAACUAAUAUAAGUCGUCAGCGUA
Messenger RNA from Vollenhovia emeryi, 1993 nucleotides. RefSeq names its product sorting and assembly machinery component 50 homolog. The record is from RefSeq and is a predicted model, not a curated record. NCBI's taxonomy places the organism in Eukaryota, Metazoa, Arthropoda, Insecta, Hymenoptera, Formicidae. Gene Ontology annotation, cellular component: outer membrane; SAM complex. The transcript has 8 exons. Gene Ontology annotation, biological process: protein insertion into mitochondrial outer membrane; mitochondrial respiratory chain complex assembly. Bases 232 to 1704 code for a protein of 490 amino acids.